AUGGGCGGCUUGCCCGCCUUCAAACGACAACACCUCCUCGCCGAAUUCACCGGUCUCAAGCAGGCCUGCCCGCAGGGGAUCUUUGUCAGCCUCACGCCAGGCGACCCAACCCUCUGGUCCGGCGUGCUGUUUGUGCGAAAGGGCCCCUACGCCCCCGCCAUCCUGCGCUUCCAAAUCUCCUUCCCCGACACCUACCCCUCCUCCCCGCCCCUCGUCACCUUCGCCACCGACAUCUUCCACCCGCUGCUCACCCCGCCCUCCACCUACAACAUGUACUCGACCGCCGCCGCCGACGUGCGUGACGGCAGCGGCGGCGGCGGCGGCGGCGGUGGCGGCGGGUCCGCCUCUUCUUCUGCCGCCGCCGCCGACGACGACCGCCUGCUGCCCCCUGGCGGGUUUAGUCUGCGUCAUGGGUUUGCGGGGUGGUUUGGGAGGGGGGGUGGUAGGGCUAAUGCUGCGGUGGGGGCAGUGGGUGCGGGUGCGCCGGUGGUGGCCGUCGCUGUGGCUGUGGAGGGGGAGGGGGAUGGGGAGGGGGAUGGGAAUGGGGGUGAAAGUGGGGAUGGGAAUGGGGGUGGAGAUGGUGAUGACGGGGAAAGGGGGAGGCCAAGGGGGGAUGGCCCUGCUACUACGGACCAAGGUGAGAUGGUGGGGUUGAUGACGCCUACGAGAGCCGUGGCCACGGCUACGGGGACUACCCCCGCGUCGGCGGCGUCGGUGGUUUCCUCUUCCGCGUCCGUACCGGGGCAUGCGCGGACCGGCGGGGUGAGGGGGGUGUCGACCUACGAGGUGCUGAGGUACAUCCGGAGCACGUUUGAUGACGAGGAUGUGCUGGACUCGGUGCCGCUCGAGGCGGCUGGGAAUCCGGGGGCGUGGCAUGCUUGGCGGACGCAUCGGAGGCAGGCUGUGGGGAAGCCGUUGCCGGUGCCGGGAGGGGGUGAGGCACCCGGAGCCGAGGGCGAGGCUCAAGCGGAAAGGGCUCCGGCGCCGGCGCCGGCUGCGGUCGCGGUAGGUGCGGCUGCUACAACGAGGCGCCCUGGUGAAUGGAACUGGGAGGGGGUCUGGGAAGACCGAGUGAAGAGGGGCAUUGCGGGUAGCUUGUCUGAGGGGGUGCUGUAUGGGCAGGCCGGGACGACAGAUGACGUGAUCAACUUCCUCAGCAUGGAUGACGCCGAAGUCGAAGGGGCCAAAUCCAACCUGCUCCGGACCCUUGGCGCUGCUGCAUACCGUCCCUCGUGCCGCUACCCAUCAUCCAAUAGGCCGGGUCUGUCACUAUCAGGGCUGGGGCUAGCCCGUGAUGGAAGUACCAACAUCGAGAGCGCCCAGGGAGAGGCCGGCCCGGGGCUGCCGAUCGCUCCAGAGGACCUUGAGGAUCACAACUCGCCGCGCCGGAAUCCAAGGAGCGGCCUCCGCCUCCCGCCGUCAUAUGAGUCAGGCGACGACGCAAGCACCUUGCAUAUGCCGGUGCGAGCAGACCCCGGAAGUUCCACCGGUCCUCCUUCGCCCCCGCACUUUCAGGAUACUUGCGUUCUCGCCCCCAAUAUUGUUGUGACUCCUGAAUACGGAGCCGUCGACGAGGGUACCGUAACCGUGUGGGUAGCUGUGCAGUUGUCAACUCGGAUAUGUCGGGCCCUCGCUCUUGAUCAAGGACACGGGAGGGCUACGGACGACCAGUCCUCGCUAGAUGCAGUACGGUAUGGGUUCCUCUACAAUGUCUCGACGGAACUGCUGCCCGCCGGCAAAAGUACCAUCGUGGAGGUGCUGGACGAUAAGGCCUGUGCAACGGUACUCUAUCCGGGAUCCCGGCUGCUAUUUAUCGCACAUAUCCGGCUUGGGCCUGCCGCCCGUUAUCGUCCGCGCACCCAUGUCCGGCAGAAGUCGGAUGAGCUGAUCGAAGACCUCGAGCACGAGUUAGGUGGCACUGUGACGGAAUACCUCCAAGUCCGCGUGACAUACUGCCACUCCGGAUUUCCUCAGAGGCACAAACAGAUCACGGCGACGGUGAAUACCACGGCGUCGGAUGGCAUCGCCAGUAUCCAAACCACCAUCCAGACUACAGCCACCGCAACAAUCAAGCGGCAUAACUCCACCUCGCCAUGGUCGCCACCACCCUGCACGCCGCGUCCCAACCCCCUAUUCGAGGUCAUCGCCUCGCACUGGGGGGCUGAGAAUGCGCAUGCCGUGAUGCAGCGCGUCAUACGUUCCCGGGCGGCCGCAUCCAGCGCCCCAAACCGCCCUCUCAGCAUCCCACCAGCGCCCGCACCCACGGUGCCCCCACACGGGCAAAUCACGGUGAAUGAGCACCGCCAGAAACCCCAACCCCAGCGGACGAAGCCCAGAACCGGCCAACAGAUCCCCCCGCCUGACCUCGCCUCUCCAUCCAGCGCGGCAGCGGCGGCGCCCCCCGUCCCAAGACGCCACGCGAGCCUGAGGCGCGUGGCUUCGGCAUACCGCGACGCUGACCCGGAGCGCGAGCGCAGCCACCACCAAAACCAGCAGCAGCAGCAGCAGCGGAACGCCGAAGCGGAGAUGGAGACAGAGAAAGAAGCGGUAUCACCCACCGCAACGGUCCGGCGCCGCAAGGUCUCCCUAGACCGCGACCGCGACCGCCGGGGCAAGGCUGUGCGGGCGGCGUCAGUUUUCCGUCGGCGGCCGGGUUCGUCGAUCUCGUUCGUUUCUUCUCCGUCGUCUUCGUCGUCGUCUGGCGGGCCACAGCCCCCUGCGGAUUUGUUUCGGCCGGCUGGAGUGGUGGCGGCAGCAGCAGCUGGGAGGGGGUACGGUGGUGAGAGUGUCGGGAGUGCGAGUGUGAGUGCCGGUUCCCGGGCGGGGAAGGAGACGGAAAGGGAAAAGCGGUGCAGAGUCGGGGGGGAGUGGGCUGCCGGCGGUGAUGCGGCGCCUGUAGGGGAUGUGAGAAGGGGUGGUGAGGGCAACGGCAAGGGCAAGGGGUCGGAGGUGGGGAUGGUUGGAAGGGGCGGCGGGAGUGUGAAGACGAGGAAGGGAAAGGAGAAGGAGAAGGGGUGGGGAUGGACUAGCUGGUGGUAG
Molecule: messenger RNA, 3039 nt
Organism: Chaetomium fimeti
Lineage: Eukaryota; Fungi; Ascomycota; Sordariomycetes; Sordariales; Chaetomiaceae
Exons: 7
Coding region: 1-3039 (1012 amino acids)
Source: RefSeq, a predicted model, not a curated record